AUGUUUUUACUGCGACAACAGUGUCUCCCCUGCCUGUGGCCAGGAAUUCAAGGCCUACCAGUUUGUUGCGACCGUCUGCCCCGAUGACGACAAACGCAGACCUAUUUGUGGCAAACAGGAACAGCCUCCAGACAGACAUGGCUGGACAGGGGUGAUCCGCUCUUGCUACUACCCAGGGGACCUGCCUGGGAUAAACGAGUCUUCCGGUUGUCAUCAGUACUUUCAUGACCAGAACAAUUUCUCAGCUCUGUAUUGUUUCUGUAACACCUCGUACUGCAAUGGAGCCCCUUCUGCCUUCAUACUAAGCUAUGUCAACGUGCUUGUCGUCACACUGAGUACUUUCAUUCUUAGUAUACCAUGUGCAUCUUAA
Molecule: messenger RNA, 370 nt
Organism: Candidula unifasciata
Lineage: Eukaryota; Metazoa; Mollusca; Gastropoda; Stylommatophora; Geomitridae
Source: the annotation of a GenBank genome assembly